CCGAGAUAUGACGUACUGUGCCUUUCUCCCCGGAGCAAUCUCAAUGAUUUCAGUAAUGUCCUGGUGUUUUCAGUAAUCGCCAAGCAGCGAUUCCACCAUUCACAAUCAGUGUCGACAGCCAGGACCAGUGCCAAGCAUCCGACGACCCUGUCGUCCCCAUCUCGCCAGCUACCCAGUAUCUCCGUUGAUGAGAAGGAGUCGUGGUUCCUUCCCCCCGUCCGCUUCGUUUCUCCCAAUCCAACUUCUUUCGCACUCCCACUACUCUCACUCUCUCUCUCUCACUCUCUCUCUCUCACUCUCAUUCUCGACAACACCAUCGUCGACUUCGCGAUACUUCCAAACAACGGUGGCGCAGUGUUCGAUCGGCCUCGCUGGAUCCGUAGCAUCGCAUCAACAUUCACACUUCAGACGACUGCCGCCGACCGACGACCCUAGAUCAGCGUAACGUACCUGAGCUGUGGUGCGGUGCCCAAGCUUGUGAAGCUCCUCAGCCUCCAAACAACUCCUCCUUCCCACUCCAAUACUCCAACGCACAUAAGGGCUAAGACCUAGGCAACGAGGCAACUCGAAUCGUGCCUGACUGUGCACCAGCACCAGUCAAAGCUGGACACUCAGCACCGCCCGCGGUCACACAUGAUAUCUUGGAGACGCAAUUGCCCAUUCAUCAACAACAGAAACCGUCGAUUGGGAAUUGGCACUACCACUUCAGUCAUCAUCCCAGUCAAAACAGGACCUGCCAAGCUCAAGUCCCUGGAAAGUGGUGAAUCCGAGUCGCAGAGCAUAAUUCCUCCCCCUCCAUUCACAUCGGGUUAUCCCUACAACCAUUCCCGAUCGCCUGUGGCGGUGGUCCUUUUUAAACUUUCCAACAACAAGUUCUCCACCAUAAGUUCCAACCAUGGGUCCAUCCUUUAACAUUCGUAAGGAUUCUUACACAAUUGAGCGCCUACUACUCUGACUGACGCCCCCUCUAGACACUAUUCGCAAACAAGCUCGCAGAGAAGCCUGGAAUAACGAUUCGCACAAUCCCUUUCGCCAAGUCUCCCGUUCAAGCACCGUUCCAACGCAGAAAUCCAUCCGUCAGCUGGAAGCUGGCGAAGAAGACGGUUCACCCAUAACACACGCCCAGACCGAACCAAUGUUUGCAUCACCACAGGAAGGCUCCUCGAGAGAGGGUAAGGCGAAUGAUUUUGGGGGAAGUGGGUCUCGCGAGAAAAGUGAAGAAGGAAGACCUAGCGAUCCGGAUAGCGGAAAUACAUUUUUAGGUCGAAGUUUGACAGGCCUGUCGACAGAGGAAAAAGGCAUGACGCAACGAAAGAAGAGAGGUAUCAAAAACUUCUGGAAGCGAAAUGAAUCUGAAGAAGAAACGAAUGAGGAAGAUGCAAAAGAAAAGAAGCGUCCUUGGUAUAAAGGAAAGAUUCUACCACACAAAAAACCUUUUACCGUUCGGAAUCAGUUGAUGAGAACGGUUGCUGGAUCCUGGGUCAAUAUUCUACUCAUCGCCGCGCCUGUUGGAAUUGGUCUAAAUUAUGCUGGGGUAAAUGGUGUGGCCAUUUUCGUUGUCAAUUUCAUUGCCAUUGUUCCGUUAGCUGGUCUACUUGGUUUUGCCACGGAAGAAAUUGCUUUACAUGUGGGGGAGAGUCUAGGAGGUCUUUUAAAUGCUACUUUCGGGUAUGUCUUUCAAACUUUUGAUUGAAAACAUGCGCUAAUAAGUGUAGUAAUGCCGUCGAAUUGAUUGUCGCAAUUAUUGCUUUGGCUCAGGAUAAAAUCGUGGUUGUCCAAACAUCUCUCAUAGGCAGUAUUCUAUCCAAUUUACUGCUGGUCAUGGGAAUGUGCUUCUUUUUCGGCGGAUUGAGACGAUCGGAACAAUUCUUCAACCAAACCGUUGCCCAAACUGCUGCCAGUCUUCUGGCUUUAGCAGUUGGUGCUUUGAUCAUCCCAACUUGCUUCGAUCAAUUUACCAGCACCGACAGCACCCGUGCACCUACCCCGGUUAUUGCAGCCCUCUCCAGAGGAACGUCGGUAAUCCUUUUGGUUGUUUACCUUGGAUAUUUAUACUUCCAAUUACACACCCACUCCAAUGCCUUCAGCGAGGAGAGUCAAAAGGUACCAAAGCGACCUCGCAAGAAGGCCUUGGCAGAUGGUGCCAUUUCCAAAGGUUUGGCUGCUGCUGGUGGAAUUGGGGCUGGAGCUGGGCGAGCAAAUAUGGCGGAUCGACCUCCAAAUGAUGAAUUACUCAACGCCACAGCACAUGAAGAAGCUGAUGAUGAAGCCGAAGAACCUACUCUCCAUAUCGCAGUUGCAUGGGCUACGCUUGCAAUUUCAACAGUCAUCAUCGGUUUAUGCGCUGAGUUCAUGGUGGAUAGUAUUUCUUCCAUUACCGGAGCUGAGGAAGGAGAAGCUCCCACAGAUGGGAAGAAAUCCGGAAUUUCCAUCGAAUUUGUUGGUCUGAUUCUCUUGCCAAUCGUUGGAAAUGCUGCCGAACAUGCUACUGCCGUGACUGUUGCAUGCAAAGACAAAAUGGACCUUGCCAUUGGUGUUUGUGUUGGCUCCAGUAUGCAGGUUUCUCUCUUCUUGAUUCCUCUUCUUGUUGUCAUUGGGUGGAUUAUGGGUAAGCCUGAUAUGAAUUUGAGCUUUGACGGAUUUCAAAUCACGGUUUUGUUUGUCUCUGUUCUACUGGUCAAUUAUUUGAUCGGUGAUGGAAAGAGUCACUGGCUGGAAGGGAUGCUGUUGCAGUGUCUUUACUUGUAAGUCUCCAAUACCAACUCGACGAAUGUAGUUGAACAUUUACUAACUCGGAUAUUCAGGAUUAUCGCUGUCUGCGCUUGGUAUUAUCCAACCAAGAACGCGGUCACUGGUGUUGUUGACCAAAACAGUUGGUUACUAUGAUAUACGCCUUGCGAAAAUCAACGAAAUACGAUUUCUUCCACACAUUACGUCACGCUACUUAGCUUUGGACCUGCGCCGAACCAUACACCAUAAUGUUUUUUUCGUUCUGUACAAAACUUCUCUUUUUCACUUCGCUCCUCAACAUCGGAUACAGUAGAGGUUGAGGCCCCUAUUUUCUUUAGACUGUACAUAGAGCUUUUGGUUUUUUCUUCGUUUCUUUUAAUCGUUGAGUUUACGUUCAGUGUGUUGUUUUUUCUCCUUUUUCUUUUGGAAAAGUGUACUGGGUCGUUAGGCGUUUGGGAGUUUGGGAUGGUGUGGCAUGAAUGGGUGGAUGAGUGGAUGUUGUGUGUAGUGGUUUGCUAGGAUACGACGCCGAAUACAGUACUGGCUCUAUGAAGUCUGGUAGCUACGAUAUUUGGAUUUCAAUUCAAACUUUUACUUGAUGAUUCUUUUCUGUUUUGGA
This is a messenger RNA of Hymenoscyphus albidus, 3349 nucleotides long. NCBI's taxonomy places the organism in Eukaryota, Fungi, Ascomycota, Leotiomycetes, Helotiales, Helotiaceae. The record is from the annotation of a GenBank genome assembly.